Suillus discolor is the source of this 1383-nucleotide messenger RNA. RefSeq lists its product as uncharacterized. NCBI's taxonomy places the organism in Eukaryota, Fungi, Basidiomycota, Agaricomycetes, Boletales, Suillaceae. Bases 1 to 1383 code for a protein of 460 amino acids. The transcript is spliced from 4 exons. The record is from RefSeq and is a predicted model, not a curated record.
AUGUUUCAGUGUCCUUCAUGUGGCAAAGGAGGAUUCAAAGAUGAUAUUGCUGUUGCCCGUCAUAUGAACCAACCCCGCUCGGGAUGUAGCACAUGGCUACAGGAUAUAAUACAGCUUCAGACCGACUACUCUAUGAACGUCGACGACCCACACAUGCCGCACGACUCUGACUCGGAGUCACAUCAAGACUACUAUCACAAUCAACCUGAGGGCCUCAGAGUUGCCAAUUCAGACGAAGGCAUUUUUACUGGUCACAUCAAUGAGGCAGGCACGCUACCGACCACCGACUUGUUUCCCAAUGCCUCUCAGACAUAUGGCAAGGGUCAUACAUUUCUUGAUUUAUUUCACUCCGAUGAAAAUAGUGUAUAUCGCACAAAGAAUCUUUACUACCUGUUCAGUGGUCAGAAGGAGUGGGAAGUUGUGUCAUGGCUAUUGCAUUCGAGAUUGAGCAUGGGGAAGAUUAAUAGUUUUUUGUCACUCGAGAUGAUUAAGGAUCUUUCAUUAUUCGGUCCGUGCUGGAUGUCUCAAGUAAUUCCUACGGCUCAUCCCACAAAAUCACCUGUCGUAUUAUACUGGUGUGACCCCUUGGACUGUAUCUCAAGCAUACUCAAGCAUCCUACAUUUCACAGAGAGUUAGACUUUAUGCCUCGCAGGGUGUAUACCACUGCACAGCAGCUGUAUUGUGUGUACUCCGAGUGGAUGACAGCCGAUGAUGCCUGGAAGAUGCAGUCGAAUCUACAAAGUGGUGCGACCCUGCUAGGCACUAUUUUGUCAUUGGACAAGACCAAUAUAUCUAUGAUGACAGGUGACAGAGUUGCCCACCCGCUCCUCAUCAGCCUCGCAAACAUACGCAUGUCUACUCGACUCAAGGCAUUGUCGGGUGCUUUCUUGCUCACUGCCCUACUCCCCAUGCCCAAAUUCACUCAUAAGAAGAAACACUUGCGAGGUGUGCUGGAGGAUCAUCUAAUUCAUCAAUGCUUGGAUAUUGUUCUGGCGCCUCGUAAGCAGGCUGCUCACGAGGGGGUAAUGCUAUCAGAUCCAGUUGGGCAUAGUCGUUAUUGUUUCACCCCACUUGCGAGUUAUGUCAUUGAUACCCUGGAGGCCAUGAUGCUUGCCACUGUUGGUGGGAAAACAUCUCCAGUCACCAUGGCCUCAUACAAGCAAUUUGGAGAUAAUUUCCUCCACAAACCUCGAACUUGGUCAACUACCCUUGUGCAACUAGCUGUUGUCCGGGAAAGGGUUGCCCCCAACAAUAUUGAAGUGUUCUUUCGUGAAGCACAGAAGUUUCGCUUGAAUGGAGUCAAUAAACCUUUCUGGUUGGAUUGGGUCAUGGCUGAACCAUCGCAUUUCCUCACUCUGGAAAUUCUUCACCAUCCUCACUGA